Molecule: messenger RNA, 490 nt
Organism: Plasmopara halstedii
Lineage: Eukaryota; Oomycota; Peronosporomycetes; Peronosporales; Peronosporaceae
Product: atypical rio rio1 protein kinase
Exons: 3
Source: RefSeq, a predicted model, not a curated record
AUGCUAUAUUCAGUGCAUCAAAAUGAUGCGCAAUAUGUAUUAGAAGUGCCGCUUGACGUGUCGCAAUCCGUCGAGUAUGAGCAUCCAACUGUCAACGAUUUCUUACGCAACGACCGUCGUAAUAUUCCCGACUUUUUUUGCAAGAUAGGCGCGCUGAACCCCAUGACAACGCAAGAAUUAUUUGAUUUUGUCACAAAUCUUUGCUUUGCUGAUGACGCUGUGGAUGAUCAUCUUGAAGCAGUUCAGCGCAUGAUAGCUGACCGACCGGUGGACCGCACCAAUGAGGAGCAAGUUGACGAGGUGCUCGCGUACCAAGAUGGUACAAUAGAAAAGACAUUUGUGACAGCAAUAUCGCGCCUUGAGUUAGAGCAAAAUACAGGGCCAGGUUCGGUAGUGCGAGGCACACGUAUCAUGGAUUUGCUCAAUGAGGAAGAUGAUCGGGAGAUUGACUCUUGUGAUAAAGAGGACGACAUAGACGCGGAAGAUGACA